Messenger RNA from Juglans microcarpa x Juglans regia, 1107 nucleotides. Its product is annotated as jacalin-related lectin 19-like. The transcript is spliced from 3 exons. The coding region runs from base 315 to 866 and encodes 183 amino acids. Lineage: Eukaryota; Viridiplantae; Streptophyta; Magnoliopsida; Fagales; Juglandaceae. The record is from RefSeq and is a predicted model, not a curated record. Gene Ontology annotation, molecular function: carbohydrate binding.
CUAGGCAAUCCUAAUCACUUCUCUUGUGCAAAUUCGUACCCCUUCUUGGGCUCAUAAAAAUUCCUGCUUUUCUGUAAGAAUGCUCUAGAACCAUCUCCCAACCCCUAUAUAUACCCUAGGCCAACUUCCAAGCAAUUCAUUCCCUCAUAUCCCACCGAAUAUUCCAACGAGAAAGUGAUGUCCCACUCGUUCUCUAUAUAUUUAGCAUCAUUUUCCUACCACAAACUGCCACCACCAGUCUCACAUAACAUCUCUCUGCUCUUCUGUUAAGCUCUACAGUCUGCAUCUCCUUGUUUCCAGUCAUAUCAAUUCAUAUGGAAAGUGGGAGUGGGAAAAAGAAGAGCAUACUAUCGCUGGGACCGUGGGGAGGAAAUGGUGGGGCCAGCUGGGACGAUGGGAUCUACCAUGGAGUGAGAGAAAUCACUCUGGUUUAUGCCCUGUGCAUCGAUUCCAUUCGUGUGCUUUAUGAUAAGAACGGUAAGCCUGUCUUAGCAGAAAAGCAUGGAGGCGGAGGAGGUUAUAAAACGGCCGAGAUAAAGCUGCAAUACCCAGAGGAGUUUCUAGUGAGUGUGAGCGGGCACUACUCUGUGUUUAAUGGGAGCCAAGUGAUCCGAUCACUGUCAUUCAAAAGCAACAGAAGAAACUUUGGGCCAUUUGGAGUGGAAGAAGGGACGCCAUUUACAUUCUCCAUGGAUGGAGGAACUAUCGUGGGUUUCAAUGGCAGGAGCGGUUGGUACAUAGAUUCCAUAGGGUUCCGGGUGUCACGUGUCCAAUCUGCGAAGCUCUUCCAAAGGGUUCAGAAGGGCCUUCAAAGGCUCACCAGUACUGUUACAAGGUCUUCUGCCCCCAGAGAUAAUGAAAUCUAAGCUCAUCAUCACACUCCAUAUUAACGCCCUUGCAUCCACUUUUGGUGCUUAAAAUAAUUUGUAUUACACUUGUUGCAGCUCUUCCAUGACAAUUUAAAGAGAUCCAAGUGGGAAAUAAUGCCUAGUGUUAACUCUCCAUUUCCUCUCUAGCAUGCAUAUAGAUUCUGCAGGUUAUAAUUGUCUACUCGGUCAACUGCUUACAGCUAAAUUUAUAAAGCCACACCUAUCGAAACUCGUUCUA